AACUCCUUUAAAAUAAAAAGUAACCACGACGUUUCCGUGCGGUGGGUGCCAAAAUUGCAUAAACCAGAUACCAUCCAUUAAUUAGCCUUUGCCUCAUCGUUGUCAGCUUGCCCUCUCCUUCUACUUAAAGCUAUCUAUCUCCAUCGUCUCCAAGACUUUUAAAAAAGUCACAAUCCCCCGAUUCAACAACGAAACGAUGCAGAGACCAAGACGCCGCUGCGAAGGCACUGCCAUGGGUUCUAUUGUUCUCGAUCUCCGCCCUGGUGUAGGAAUCGGUCCUUUUACUCUAGGAAUGCCUAUUUGUGAAGCUUUUGCGCAGAUAGAGCAGCAGCCUAAUAUUUAUGAUGUUGUCCAUGUUAAGUAUUACGACGAGGAGCCCUUAAAACUUGACAUUGUCAUUAGCUUCCCAGAUCAUGGAUUUCAUCUGCGGUUUGAUUCCUGGUCACAGAGACUGCGCCUUAUUGAAAUAUUUGAUGUAAAAAGGCUUCAGAUGCGCUAUGCCACCUCUGUAAUAGGCGGGCCGUCCACUUUGGCCACUUUUGUAGCCGUCUAUUCUCUUUUUGGACCAACCUAUCCAGGAACAUAUGACAAGGACAGAGGAGUUUACACUUUAUUUUAUCCAGGAUUGUCGUUUGCUUUUCCAAUUCCCUCCCAGUAUACAGAUUGCUGCCGUGAUGGUGAAGCGGAACUACCUCUUGAGUUUCCAGAUGGCACAACCCCAGUUACUUGCCGUGUAUCAAUAUUUGAUAGUUCUGCUGGAAGCAAAGUUGGUGUUGGAUCCAUGAUGGACAAGGCCUGUACUCCUCCUCUGCUUGCUGGGAGCCUCUACAUGGAAGAAGUGCAUGUUAAGGUUUGUUUCGGUCCACCCUGAAGUUUUUGUGCAGUC
Solanum lycopersicum (tomato) is the source of this 886-nucleotide messenger RNA. The record is from RefSeq and is a predicted model, not a curated record. NCBI's taxonomy places the organism in Eukaryota, Viridiplantae, Streptophyta, Magnoliopsida, Solanales, Solanaceae.